Darwinula stevensoni is the source of this 2292-nucleotide messenger RNA. The record is from the annotation of a GenBank genome assembly. Lineage: Eukaryota; Metazoa; Arthropoda; Ostracoda; Podocopida; Darwinulidae.
AUGGAGUUGAUGCUUGGGGGCGCAGGGCUCAUCGCCUUUCGGGGCAGAGCUCAAUCACCGCCUCAAGCUCUAGUCGACUUGGACGCGCCGUGUAAGACGAAGGAUGGGAUGCCGGGAUUCUGCACGUUCCACGUCGCCUGCUCCGCGUUUUAUCUCGCCUCGUCCGAGUGUUCCCUGGGGAACGGAGUCCCCGGCAUCUGUUGCCCUCUGGAACCUUCCGUCUCCUCCGGUAGGGAUGGAUUGGUGAUCCAUGACGAGACGAAACGAGACGUCUCGGUCCGCGAGUUCACUCAGCGCCAAUUGGACGAGGCGAUGCUCUUUGGGGUCCAGAUGGUGUCGCAUCUCGACCGGAUCUCUUCGCAAUUAUUGAAUCGGGGGAUGGUCGUGCAGCCGGGGACGCCGGCCGGCUUCCAUCAGAGAUUCUUCCAGACCGAGAAGAAAGCCAUUCGAUUAGCGAAGGAUGCCUUGGUCGGCGUGGAAGCGGCAAGGAAUCUCUCCCGACGAUUCGAUCUGAGUCCGGACCAGACGACGUUUGGAUUGUCGAAAUACAGCAUGCUGAGAACUUCGGGGUCCGGCACUUGCCCGGACCCGCCGACGUGCGACCCCGGCUCCCGGUUCCGAUCGCCCGACGGAUCCUGCAACAACCUGCGAGUCCCGCAGGCGGGGCAAUCGAGGACCGCGAUGCAGCGCCUGCUCCGGCCCGCUUACGCGGAUGGUGUGAGUUCGCCUCGAGUGGCGGUGUCGGGAAGAGAAUUGCCCAGUGCCAGGACCGUCAGCAAAACCUUGGUUCCGGAUAGGGAUCGACCGAACCUUCAAUUGACACUCAUGACCAUGCAAUGGGGACAGUUCGUCGACCACGACAUCACCUUCGCCCCCAUCUUCAAACUCGACGAUCAAGGUUCGGAGGGAAUAAGUUGUUGCCAGAACGGAAAUGUGAUCAAUCCUCCCCCGCAUCCUGAAUGCUUUCCCAUCCAGAUCUCCCCACAGGAUCCCUUCUACGGGCCACUACAGCAACGAUGCAUGAACUUCGUGCGAAGCCUCCCUGCUCCCCGACCCGAUUGUUCCUUCGGACCACGUGAACAGAUGAACCAAAUAACCUCCUGGCUGGACGGGAACUCCGUAUACGGAUCGGACGACGACGCGGCGAAGAAGCUGCGAGCAUUCCAAGAUGGCCUCAUGAAAACCUCCGAAAUCGACGGUCGGAGCCUCCUACCUCCCGAAUCCGUCGGAAGCACGAAACGCCAGAUGGGAACCCCGAAAUUCGCCGCCGGGAGGGCGGUUUCGGUCUUGGACUCGAGUUCUCUCACGGGGCCCGCAUCGAUAGGGGACACGAGGGUGAACGAGGUUGCGAGCCUCUCCGUCAUGCACACCAUCUUCGUUCGGCAGCACAAUCGGAUCGCCAGAGAACUCCAACAACUGAAUCAAUUUUGGGAUGACGAAACUUUGUAUCAAGAAGCAAGAAGGAUCGUGGGCGCUCAGUUGCAACACAUCACUUACAACGAAUGGCUCCCGAUCGUUCUCGUAAUUCUGAACUGCGAUUGCUUCUCCGGCUCACUCUCGAUAUCCUCUCAUGCAGGCUCUAGAUUCAUGAAUUAUUUCGGGAUCAGAACGGGGCAAUCGGGAUACCGAUUCAAUUACGAUCCGAGCAUCAACCCGAGCGUGACGAAUGAAUUCGCCGUGGCCGCCUUUCGAUUCGGCCACACCCUCAUUCAAGGACUUCUCAAGGUGAGACAUGGACUGACGGAUUUUGACAGACUUUUUGGAGGUGGAGGGCAGAGCGAGACUCAGAGACUGCGCGACCUUUUCGAAAAUCCGAGUCUCUUGUAUGCUAGGAGUGGAGUGGAUCGGUUCGUCAAUGCCUUGGUCACUCAGUCCAUACAGAGUUUCGACCAAUUCGUCACAUCGGAAGUGACGGAGCAUCUGUUCCAAAACCGCAGCCAGAGUUUCGGAAUGGAUCUGGUGUCGUUGAACCUGCAGAGGGGCAGGGAUCACGGGGUCCGAGGGUACAACGACUACCGGCAGAUGUGCAGUCUCGGCAGGGCCGGCUCCUUCGACCGAUUCUACCCUCAGAUCCCGAGGAAUACGAUCCAGGAGAUGAAAAAGGUUUACGAGAGCGUGGACGACGUGGAUCUCUUCGUCGGCGGCAUCAGCGAGACGCCGGUUCCAGGCGCUCUGCUGGGACCCACCUUCCAUUGCAUCGUUGGAGACAUGUUCCUUCGUCUCCAGAAGGGGGAUCGCUUCUUCUACGACAUCGGGGACCAACCCCAUUCCUUUACACCCGGUGAUUACUGA